AUGGGCUCCCCGGGGCGGCUGGGCUUGGCGAGGCUGCGUGGAGGCGUCUCCCAAACCAUCCCGGGCCUGUUUCGCAACCCCCCCGGCAUCCCUGAGUCACCGUCGAGGGGUCCCCCUCUGUCCUGCCCCUCCCUCCUUUCCCAAAACCGGUGGCAAAGAGGGAGUUUUGACAGGAAUCUCCUUCCAGAGGAGAGGUUUUCCCCUCGUGACCUCAUCAGGAAAGUCAGGGAGAGGAAGGAGGAGCUGGGGCUGAUCAUCGACCUCACCUACACCAGGCGCUACUAUGGGCCAGAGGAGCUCCCAGCCACACUCUGCUACUCGAAGAUCCUGACCAUGGGCCACGAAAUCCCAAACAAACAGACCAUUUUCCAGUUCAAAUGUGUGGUAAAGAAGUUUCUGAAUGACAACAAAGACAAUGACAAACUCAUCGGGGUUCACUGCACCCAUGGCUUGAACAGGACUGGAUACCUGGUGUGCAGGUGAGUUGUAGCUCAGACCUGUCCCUCUCCAGUGUUCAACAAAUCCCGAGGGCAUCCCAUAGAGAGAACCAACUACAUCCAGGAUCUCAGGAACAGAGCUGGGAAAAAGAAGUGUGGACUGAAGAGUUUGGGCUCAGGCCCCUUCAGAGAAAAAAGCAGUGCCCCAGCAAACCCCAGAAAGCAGAUGGUCAAAGCCCCCCCUCCUCGCUCGGCCCAGCCCCCCCUGGCAGUGCCCAGGAAUGCUGGCAGUGCCAAGAGGAAGCACCAGCCCAGCCCCACGGCCCUGGCACAGCCCCUGGAUUUGGGACACGGGCAGGAGGCCCCAGAGCAGAGGAGGAUGUGCAGCCUGGCCCCCAGGAACUGUUGGGUGUCACCCAAGGGACUCUCUUUCCCCCACCCCCAGAAUUCCCAGAACUCCCAGGAGGCCACACCCGCCAGGAAGCGCCGGCACCGGCGCAGGAAACACGUGGGGACGGAGCGGGGAAUGUCCUGACAGCGCCCAGGGAAUGCUG
Molecule: messenger RNA, 991 nt
Organism: Manacus vitellinus (golden-collared manakin)
Lineage: Eukaryota; Metazoa; Chordata; Aves; Passeriformes; Pipridae
Gene: DUSP11
Product: dual specificity phosphatase 11
Exons: 7
Biological process (GO): dephosphorylation
Molecular function (GO): polynucleotide 5'-phosphatase activity
Source: RefSeq, a predicted model, not a curated record